AUGUUGCGCGUAUUUCUUCUUAAAAAUACGUUAAUUGGCAACUCGAAAAGGAAGAUAUCAUCAUUAUUACAACCGGAUGUUUGCUCCUUUUUCUCAAAACGUUUACUAUCCGUAAAUACAGGAGAACUUACGACCAAUAUUAGCCCUAGUAUUAAUUCUAAUAUCGUUAAAAAUGAUAAAGAUAGUUCGCCAACAGCAGCCUCCAAUCAGACAACUAAAAAACCGUUGCCAAAACCACCAAACCGUGUAAUCGGAGUUUCUAAACUUUGGGACUCUGCAGUACCGAGUUCUAACAGAUCAUCAGGAUGGCUUGCAAGCAGGGAAGAAAUGGUGCAGUGGAACUUAGAGGAACGUCAAAAAUUAUAUGAAGAAUUUAAAACGCCGUAUUUCAAAGAUUUGGCCGAGAUUAAACGAGAGGGAGACAAAUUAUGGGAGGCUAUUCCUGUUUUGAUAAAAGAAGAUAAAGCCAAAUACAUGCCAAACAUGAAAGGUCGGUCUUUAGUAAAAAAUAAUAUUAACACGACAGAAAUUUUAUUAGGAAAAACUUCAUUGGUGACUUUUUGUUUUAACAAAUUUGGAGAGGAUCAUGUCAAAACUUUUACUGAUCCGUUUCUUGACGCGUUUUCUGAACACCCAUCGAUUCAAUUGGUGUCGCCGACGCACAUUUUCGUAUUCAAGGACGUUUACUACAUUUCGAAAUUACUGGAACUUAAUUCAGCUCGCGGAAACGUCUUUUUGGCCGAUGCGAAAUGUUUGAUCCGGUGGAUGGCACAUGGUAAAGCUACCCGGGAUGAAAUAAAUUCGAUGAUUGAGGUGACUAAAAUUUUGGAUUCCAGAGAAAUGUCAACCACAAGCAACAAUGUAAAUGCUAUACCAGCACUUCAUAAAUGCGGACCUCAGGUGGGUAUUACUCCCUUCCGCAACACACUUUUAUUCAGCAUUACCGACCGUGUUGGUGCCUUAGACGAGUGUUUGGCUGCUAUUAAAUCAUUGAAUAUUUCUUUGAAGCGAAUUGAGAGCCGACCAAGCAAGACGCCAGAAUGGGAUUAUGAGUUUUUCAUUGAUUUUGACGCAGAAUCACGAGAACAAUUAACGAAUGUUGUGUCUGAAUUGCAAAAAAUCGCGAGACACGUACAGAUUAUUAGCUCUAUUGAUUCUGAGGCUACAGAAAAAUAUGUUCCGUGGUUCCCUCGUAAGAAAGCUGACUUGGAUACAUUUGCGGAAAAGGUUUUGGAAAUGGGUGAAGAACUCACAUCUGAUCACCCAGGAGCCAAAGAUCCAGUAUACCGAGCACGUCGCGCCGAAAUAACACGUAUCGCAAAAACUCAUCGCCAUGGGCAACCAAUUCCCCGUAUUGAAUAUACCAAAGAAGAGGUUGAGACAUGGGCCACCGUGUUUCGUAACCUCGCAAAACUUUUUCCUACACAUGCGUGUCGUGAGCAUCAAUACGUGUUUCCGUUGUUGGUUGAGAAUUGCAGGUAUCGGGAGGAUAAUAUUCCUCAAUUGGAAGAUAUUUCGCGGUUCUUGAAAGAUUGUACUGGAUUCACAUUGCGUCCUGUUAUGGGUCUUCUCACUUCACGUGAUUUUCUUAAUGGUCUCGCAUUUCGCGUGUUUCAUUCCACUCAAUACAUUCGUCAUCACUCGAAGCCUUUAUAUACUCCAGAACCAGAUAUCUGUCACGAAUUACUUGGACAUGCAAAUUUUGCAGACUUUUCACAGGAAAUAGGUCUGGCAUCGCUUGGUGCUAGUGACAGCGACAUUGAAAAAUUAGCAACAAUAUAUUGGUUCACGGUUGAAUUUGGGCUAUGCCGACAAGACGGUGAAAUACGUGCAUAUGGUGCAGGACUUUUAUCCUCCUUUGGUGAAUUGGAGUAUGCAUUAACGGAUAAACCCGAGAAGAAACCUUUCGAACCAAGCAAAACUGCUGUCCAAAAAUACAUAGUGACAGAAUAUCAACCAUUAUACUUUGUAGCUGAGUCAUUUAAAGAUGCACAACAAAAGGUCCGUGAUUAUGCAAAGACACUGACACGACCAUUCUCAGUGCGCUACAAUCCGUACACGGAGUCUGUUGAAGUGUUGGAUGAUAAGGUAAAGAUUCUUCGGUUCGCGCAGAAUAUAAAGAGUGAUUUCCAGAAUCUUUUGGAUUCAUUGGAAAGUUUACAAUGUGCCUCUGCUUUUCUUAAAACGUGCAUCCGUCCAAAAUGUCUCAAACAAUUUUCACUUACACUAAAACCAUACUCUUACUCUCGAGACUUGAUUUCUUUUCAAAGAACAUACUCGAAACACGCGAAUCAUCAAGACCAAUUUACAGAAAUAAAAGAAGAGAACCCUGUUAAAUUAGAGUUUCUCGAAUACGAACCGCCAAGGCUUCAUGCACCGCAUGAAAGUCCUCCACUAGUUAUUUUACAUGGUUUGUUUGGUUCAAAACAGAACUGGAAAUCUCUUGCAAAAGCGUUUGCGCAACGGCUGAAUACUAAGGAUUUGAGGAAUCAUGGCGAAAGUCCUCAUUCACCGGUUCACACAUAUAAAGCAAUGGCCAAAGAUGUAGCAGAAUUUCUUAACGAGCAUAAACUUCGUAAGACUGUCAUCAUUGGUCAUUCAAUGGGUGGUAAGGUCGCAAUGACUAUGGCACUACUUCAAGUACCCCACAUAGAGAAACUGGUGGUUGUGGAUUGUGCACCAACAAAGUAUCGAUUGUCAUUGGAUUUUGCAACGUAUAUCACGGCAAUGAAAAAAAUUGAGGAGACUGUGGUCGCAAAGCAGAGUCAUGCUGAUAAGAUUUUGCAGGAAGACAUUGCGAUCCGUCAAUUUCUCCUCACUAAUCUGAAAAAAGAUUCCGAUACCGGCAUAUAUAAAUUUCGUAUUCCGCUUGAUCUAUUAAAUGAUAAUUUAGAAGAAUUAGGCGGGUUCCCGUUCGAUUCGGCGCAUCAUACUUUUCGUAAGCCAACUUUAUUUAUUGUUGGGACUAAAUCAAAUUACGUGAAGCCGAAGGUCCAUUCAACCAUUCGAACAUUAUUUCCUGAGGCAGUUAUCGUGGACAUUGAGGCCGGUCAUUGGGUUCACGCAGAGAAACCUCAAGAGUUCUUAACAGUUGUUUCUGAUUUCGCAAAAAACAAAUAA
Ambispora leptoticha is the source of this 3120-nucleotide messenger RNA. The record is from the annotation of a GenBank genome assembly. NCBI's taxonomy places the organism in Eukaryota, Fungi, Glomeromycota, Glomeromycetes, Archaeosporales, Ambisporaceae.